ACCUGUGACAGCCGUAAGCUAACGGCUUCAGACAACUUCCCUAGUCUUGCGCGUUAUUGCUUGCCGUAGCCAAGAAAUGAUGACAUUUAGCGUAAUCUUUGACCCCCGCCGCCAUCGCCAUACAUUUUGUUGACAGUGAACUGAUCAACCAACCCUAGCGCUAGCAGGCGGUCAUUGAGGGUAGAAAAACUGGAGCUAGGCCUAUUGCCAGGUCGUACUUCUCACUGUUCAUCAUGUCAGCAGCAACAGCCUAAAAUCUAAGGAACAGGGUUGAAAUGUGGGAAGAUUGACUUGACAGUGUUUUAUACUAGACUUGGUCAAGUUUAGAGUAAGACAUCAUGACCUUUGGCCUCCUCAUGACGUAACUGAGAACGUGUGACUGUCUUUACCAUAACCAUGCAAGAAGUGCCGGUGCGUGUUGCCGUCAGGGUGCGUCCGUUCCUUCCGCAAGAGAAGUUACAUCAUCACGAGUCCUGUGUGCGUGUGGUUCCCAAGACCAACCAGGUUGUCGUUGGAAGGGACCGUGCGUUCACGUUUGAUCACGUUCUGUCAUCCAAGACCAAUCAGGAGGAGGUGUACAAUGUCUGCGUGAACAGUUUAGUUGCUAGUUUUUUUGAGGGUUACAAUGCUACAGUCUUCGCCUACGGACAAACGGGUUCUGGUAAAACCUACACAGUUGGAGGACACACCGCAGCCACCCUGACGGAAGAUGAACAAGGAAUCAUCCCCAGAGCUGUUCAACACAUGUUCAGCAUCAUUGAGGAAAACCACAAUGUCGAUUACAACCUGAACGUGUCUUACAUUGAGAUCUACAAAGAGGAGCUCAAAGACCUGCUGGAUUUGGAGACUAACAGUAAAGAGAUGCACAUCAGGGAAGAUGAGCAUGGAAACACUGUGGUGAUAGGCGCCACUGAGGUAUCAUGCGAGAGCCUAGAUGAAGUCCUGAACUGCCUAGCCAUUGGAUCGGCUCACCGACACACCGGAGCCACUAACAUGAACGAAGUGUCUAGCCGCUCUCACUCCAUCUUCACUAUGGCAUUACAGCAACGUUGGGAAGACCCAGCCAACAUCCAGGGCAGGGAACCAGCGCCAGACGAGGACCAGCCUGAAGCGAGCGUGCACACCACGGCAGCCAAGUUCCAUUUUGUGGAUCUAGCGGGGUCAGAGAGAGCCCACAAGACUGGCAAUGCUGGUGAAAGAUUCAAAGAGUCUGUUCACAUCAACAGCGGUCUUCUUUCCCUGGGUAACGUCAUCAGUGCCCUGAGCGAUCCCAAGAGGCGGGUGUCUCACAUUCCUUACCGAGACUCCAAGAUCACCAGGAUCUUGAAGGACUCGCUGGGAGGCAACGCCAAGACGUGCAUGAUUACCUGCAUCAGCCCCUCGGCCGUCAACUUUGACGAGACCCUCAAUGCGCUCAAGUAUGCCAACAGGGCACGCAACAUUAAGAAUAAGCCGAUUGUGAACCGAGAUGUCAACUCGUGUCGUAUCGCCGCCAUGCAGACAGAAAUCGAGGCAUUGAGAGAGGAGUUACAGAGGCAUCAAUCAGCCAAAUCCAAUCGUCACUACGAAGAUGCUGAUUCACAGAGAGUCAAGGAUCUAGAGGGCAGCAUUAUCAGGUUGCGAACCCAGUCGGCCCACUACCAAGUCUGCACCGAGGAGGCUGUCAAAUUACUCAGUGUUCUCCAAGACAAUGAUAGUCUGACGGAAGAUGAGGUCACCGCCAUCAGGAAUUGGUUAGAUUUAGCCCAGGAAGCUGUAGACGCUAACAAUGACAUGCAAACAAUGGUGCUAGGCAAUCAACAGGCUGCGAUCGAAGACUUACAACAGAAAUUGAAAAAGGCACUUGAUGAUCUUGCCAGCGACGAAGAGAUCUUCAGUGCCAAGACAAAAGAGAACAACGAUCUGCUGGCUAGAAUCAAGGAACUAGAAAAAUUGCACAACGAAACAACGAACGUGGUUGACUCUGAACCAGCGGAGGACAACUAUGAAGCUCCUCUAACUGGACGCAGGAGACCAAUGUCAGUACCAGCACAUCUGUCUGGUUUCAGGAGGGCCAAAUCAGCGGCUGAUGGAGAGACUCUGCAAGUAGAUAGGCCACCGUCUAGGAAGUUACACACCAGCCCACCGUUGUUCUCGUUGGAGCGAAUUGUACAGGGCUUCAGAGCCAGAAGUCACCUCAUUCUGAAACGGCUGGAGGAGCAAGAUGAAGUGAUGCAGUGGGAGCACGACCUCAGCUUUCUUUGCUUUCUUAUCAGGGUCUUGGGACACACAUGGAGUAAAUCCAGCCUGUCUCGGAAGAAGUCUGAUUCUAAACAGAGUGACUCUGCAAGUCGAUUAUCCAGUACUGAGAGCACCAAAGGGUUUGGAGGGACGAUGACCAAGACAUCGGCCGCUAGUUGUCUGAAGGAUCUCCCUUACAUCGGGUCUCAAGAGAUGGAAGCCCUGCGAUCGAGCACCGUGGACUAUCAGCACAAGGUCCGGGAAUCUAAAUUGAGGGUACAGGAGGCCCAGCAGAAGAUGAGAGAUCUGGCACUGAACAUCAGGUUGAAGGAGGAAUUGAUCCGGGAAUUGGUGAAGACCGGCAGGGAAGCAGAGACGGCCAAUAAGAAGUACACAGAACGAAUCAAGCAACUGGAAUUGGAAGCGCAGAAUGCUAAGACAGAGCUCCACGAUGCCCAAGAAGCGCUGCAUCGUCUGGAAGCCAAGGAACAUCAAGACACACAAGACAAAGACAAACUCGGCGAGGAGUACCGACGGAAGAUGGACAAGGCCAGGAACCGCAUGAAAGAACUUCAACGCAAGCAACACGACACGGAGAAGCUGUUGAAAGUUCAGAAUCAGAGUGACAAGAAAGUGACGGAAUUGGAGCUUGCCGUGGGCCGAAUGAAACAACAUCAAGAGCUGCUGCAGCACCGUCUCAAAGAAGAAGCCGACAGGAAACUCAAACUGGAGAAAGAAAUGCAGAAGGACCAACAGAGGAUCAGGGAGCUGGAGAUUCGAAUGGAGCAACAGCAGAAGAUACUCAAAAGGAAAACGGAGGAGGUUGUACUUGCCCAACGCAAGCUUCGUCAGGGUAGCGCCCACAGCGAUGAGCACGCCAAGCUUGACGAGCAGAAGAAAUGGAUGGACCAAGAAGUGGAGAAAGUACUGGAACGUAAACGCAGAGUCAAGGAGUUUGAAGAAGAGCUUGCCAAACGUGAAGAGAUAGUUGCCAAAAAGGAACAGCUUCUGAGAGAAAAAGGCGAGCUGGAGAUGAAGAGACUGCGCUCCAGUCAAACACUGACAAAGGAUUUGAAGGGGUUGUCCUCGCGGAUCGAGAGUGUGGAUAAACAACUGGAGGAGAGACAAGAGGAUCUGCGCGUCAGCGUGGAAGCCGUCCACGGAGACAUCACGGCAAACAUCAAGGCUCUCAAGCAAGACAGAGAUCGUCUUAUAAAGCAGAGAGACGUCCUUGAUACCAAACUGGGACAAGGUGCGCUGCUAGCCCCAACGGAAGAAAGAAGGUUGAUUGAGUUAGACGAAGGCAUAGAGGCGUUAGAUGCUGCCAUUGAGUUUAAGAAUGAAGUCAUCGCAAGCAGACAGCAGGAACUACGAAAAGCAGGCCUUGCGACCAUUGAUGAAGUACUUUCAGCGAGGUUACAGUCACUCACAACUGCUGAUGCAACUGGCCUCCUUGUCAAGUACUUUGAAAAAGUUGUUCACCUCCGGGAGACAGACAAGAAGAAGGAUCUCGCCAUUACGGAGAUGGAGAUGAAGAUCGACGAGCAGGCUCGGUUGGUGCAAGAAUUGGAGAACACGUUGCAGCGAUCCACAUUGGAGCUGGACCGAAAACUGAUGGCCCAGCAGAAGCAACAUGAGCAGAGAGUUCAGAUGUUGAUCAGACAACAGGCCGAUGGGGACGGUGGGAACUUAAGUGCCUAUGAGAAGCAAAUAGCUGACUUGGAGAAGGACUUGUACUACUACAAGAAAACCAGCAGGGAGCUGAAGAAGAGACUGCGUCAGUUACUGGCUGAUGGUGUGCCCUCUACUGGACCCAAUGGAACAGGAAAUGAUGAGGUGGACAGGAGUCAAGACACUAGACCAGCUGCAACGCCCGUCAGAAAAUCAAGAAGAGAGGUCCGAGAACUGAGUGCUGCCGAGUUGUCCAUUCGCAGGUCAGGAGCUAGCCAAGCGUCAAUUGCUGCAGAUUCCAUCGAUAGAUCGCAUCCGAGCAACGGAUCUUCCUCUGUCAAUCCUUGGAAGUAAGCUGACCCUCGGAUGCAACUCUAGGUGCGUCAAGUAUUAUUCCUGUCUAGUUUUUUGCUGCCUGCUUUCAUUAUUUUUGACGCUGUACUUCCGUAACAUUUGUCACUGUUUGCCAUUCAACUCUUCAGUAGUGUGUUGUGUUAAUAGAUUGUACAGGUCCAGUAUGUGCAAAGAUCUUGUGACCGUAUUAACGGUUAGACAGCCAAACUUGAAACGUUUUCAAAGUCAGGCUUGUUCUGUAUUCUCUAAAAUAGCAAAUGUAUCUCAUCAUCUGUUUAUAAAACUCUAAAUGGUAUGAUAUGACCUGUAUCAAAAGUUUGAAGAAGAAGCUCUAAAUCUGUUUAACAUUGUCUAAAAUGUUUAACCUAAAUGGACCCAGUUUUCAUGAUUUGGACCUUGCGUACUCGACUUUGUUAUUUGUAAGAAGUCAUCGCUUGGUAGGAAGGCGUAAGGUGGAAUUAAUCACUGUCCCUGCUAACAGCCAACUGCGCUGUGAUAUUUGUUUGGACUUGAUCAACCAUCAUUCUGUGUACGAUUUGCAAGUAUUUGCGUCGAUGACCGCCUGAAAUAUGUUUCUGUCAGUUUGUCCUGAAAUGUCCUGGGUGGACUGGUAGUUUGCGUGUGGAGUGGGAUACUCCCAAAUCGGGUACAGUUUUUGUGGAACUGUUAUGCUCACUGUUUUAACGAACCAGACAGUAUUAUUUCGUCAAAAGUUUUCCUUCCAGGAUGCCACGCAUUGCACGUUCCUUUAGGUCAGAGUUUGGCUUUCUUUUGCUCCGCAGUGAAAUUGUUUCUUACAAUUUGGGGUUGUAAAAUAUGAAACCGAGCCUUGUUGAGCUGAAUGAGUUCACCUGCAACUUGUUGCAUGUUUUUUUCGAUGCUAUGAAUCUGAAUGGUGCCACCAUGUCAAACAUGUUAACCCCACAGACUACUUGUGGAGGAAAGCCAUUGCAGUAAGAUGCCUUGCUUAGGUACGCUGGCAGUCAGGCCACCUAACUAGACAAACAGCCAGGUCACCCAGCAAUAGACCGAAACCCAUGCUGUCUAGUCUGGCAGGCAUUUUACCCAGCUAGCCUGUCAGCCAUGCACUGAAAUGUAAUCGUCACCUCAGAUGUUAAGUUCGCAAAUCGUUGGACCACGACGCUUUAUUACUUAAUUAAAAUGACUAUCUGUGUUACUCAUGCUACCGUGACAAAUUAUGACUCGGCGUUAUUACAGUAUCAUUUUUCAAAUGAAUCUUGAUGAUUGAUGGUUCCGGCACAGUCAAGUACUUAAACCCAUGUUUUAUCAUUUUAUGCAAAAUAAAAGAAUGGGAAGGGGUGGCAUAUAUUACACCUUUGAAUCGAGCUAUGAAUCUGAAACAAAAUCACCUCCGUUAAAAUACAAUCUUUGGAUUAAAUGUGAGUACCUACACACUCUUGUUCCAUGGUAAAUAUUGUGGUAUGAAGUUGUUUUAUGCAGCGACAUACAGAUUUUGAGCUGAAUUUCUUAUGCGCUGUCGAAUUCGGGGAGUGAGGUUGGCAUAAUGGUUCUUCCCUCGCCUUCCACAUCUGGGGGCUUAAACUGGCUCGGUUCAUAUAUGUAGAUUGGGUUUUCAGUCCUUACAUGAGUCCGUGGGUUUUCCCCGAAACAUUUAUCCGGGUUUUCCUCCCACCUCUAAAACUGAACAUCUCUUGUCUUUUUCACUCAGUAUCAUCCUGUAAUUGGUGCUAAAUGCGCUGUUGGAUGAACGGAAAUAAAUGAAUCCUCAAAAUGCACUAUUAUGCGGGAGCCCAUUGUCACAUACUUUGUAAAUGAAGCGAUGAGGACGUUUGUAACUAGUCUUAUGCCAAGCAAUGGUGGAUUCUACCAUCUUCAGUCAGCUGCAAGACUUCUCCAGAACCUCUGGGUUGAAGUUGAUAGAUGUAGCAAGGGUUGGGUUGGCCAACAAUGUUGAAGUUGCACCGAAAAGUUUAACAUUUCUUGCUUUUUGUUUGUUUUGUAACUUAGGUCACUGAAUCGGUUUUUCCCUGAUUGUUAUGUCAAGUCAUUCAUUAACGGAUUAAGUGUGAAGCCUCUGCCAACCUCCUCCCCGACAGAUCCGAUUGCGUUAAUUGUAUUCUACCUAAUGGUAUUUAUAUAUAUAGAAAACUGAGUCUUUAAGAAUAUGUUUUGUGUUUUAACCAACUUGCUCAAACGUUUAUAUCUGUAUAUGACCUAUCACAGAAUCAGUCCGUCCAUUGGUUGAGGUCCAUCACUCAAUGUAGCAUUUGCUAUGCAUACUUAAUGUUAUUUGAUUCCACAUAUAGUGUGAAAAGACAUCCACUUUUAUAUCAAAGAUAACAUCCCAUGUUUUCCUUUUUCAGUGUGGUGUAUUUAUUUUGUGGGAUAAAUUUUACAUUUGAGAGAUGUAUCAUACACUGGAUUGUAAAUAAUGUGAGGCAUUUGGUUAUUUAUGUGAAGUGAACAGCACCUGGACUGAUUUUUGGAAAUUAAAGACUUUUUACACUUGUUGAUAGUGUCAUUGGACAGAAUA
Acanthaster planci (crown-of-thorns starfish) is the source of this 6760-nucleotide messenger RNA. Its product is annotated as kinesin-like protein KIF27. NCBI's taxonomy places the organism in Eukaryota, Metazoa, Echinodermata, Asteroidea, Valvatida, Acanthasteridae. Gene Ontology annotation, cellular component: microtubule associated complex. Gene Ontology annotation, molecular function: ATP binding; microtubule binding; microtubule motor activity. The record is from RefSeq and is a predicted model, not a curated record. Gene Ontology annotation, biological process: microtubule-based movement; mitotic spindle organization; spindle elongation.